CCGCGUCACAGGAGACACGUGGAGGACAGUUCAUCUUGUUAUCUUCCACAUUACUUAGACCAGUUGGUGUUUAACGGUGGUGUAGUAAGGAGCACAGCACAGAACCCCCCUACACACAGUACCAAGAUGUGUUGGCAACAGGUGGGCGUCUUCCUAUUGGCUGUCGUCACUUCUGUCGCCUCUGAUAACUACAGAGAACUGACUGGUAAUCAGGUAUGGAAGCUGAACCAGGAGGACGAAGCCACGGUCCAGCAGCUGGUUGUGGAUGGCCUGGUGGACCCGCUGGACCACUCGGGACCAUCAACCUCCCUCAGGGUCACCCCCGAGACGGCAGGUCUGGUGAAGGAGGUCCUAGAUCAGGCUGGCAUCACCUAUCAGGUCAUCGUCCAAGACCUGGCAAGAUAUCUUCGGGAUAACGACGUCACACCGCUGGUCCAGGUCCGAUUUGGACUGACGGCCCAAACCUGUACUUCAUUAAACUGCUCUGCCCCUCUCACCGACAACUACAUGACCUUUGAGCAGAUGGAGUACUACUUGGCCCAGCUGAACAGCCACCCCAGAGUUAGUGUUUCAUCCAUCGGCAAGUCGAUCGAGGGUCGUGACAUAUGGAUGGUUCACAUCAACCGUUCUGGUUGUGAAGGUCAGGAACCGAUUGGCAUGACACCGCGUAUUGCGUACUCUGCCAUGAAGCGCCGGACGGUCUGGCUGGAGGGAGGCAUCCACGCUCGUGAAUGGAUCUCACCAGCCGUAACUCUACAAAUCAUUCACAAUAUUACUCAUGACUGCUCUAUGGGUCGGGGGCUGGAGGUUUACGUAGUGCCCAUGGCAAACCCUGAUGGAUACGUCCACACCUGGACUAAUAAUCGCCUCUGGCGUAAGAACCGCAGAAACAACCCCGACAGCUCAUGUGACGGCGUCGAUCUUAACCGUAACUGGGACUUUGAUUACGGUGUGGGCGCCUCCCCUAAUCCCUGCGGUGAAACUUAUCGAGGAACAUCUGCCUUUUCUGAACCAGAGACUCAGGCCCUGCGAGACGCAAUGCUGCAGGUGAACAGCACAGGCACCCUCCAAAUGGUGAUGGCAGUGCACAGCUACGGCCAGCUGCUGCUCUUUCCCUACGGUAACCCCGCCAGUAACCCAGCACCACAAACAGAAGAAAUGAAACAGCUUGGCAUAAUAUUUGCUAACACUGUCAAGACGGUUCAUGGCAAGAACUACGUGGUCAAGAGCAGCGGUAGCUUUUCUCCUGCAUCUGGCGCAACUGACGACUGGGCCAAGGGUGUCCUAAAGACCACGUACUCCUAUACACUCGAGCUUCGUGAUAAAAGCAGCUUCGUUCUGGACCCCGAUGAGAUCCUUCCAACUGGGCAGGAGGUGUUGGAGGGACUCAAUAUGGUGUUCCUGGCCCUCGCCCCAGAAAAAUAUACCCAGUAGUGUUGGAUGGGUGCCAAGUAAAAGUUUUUGGUUAGCAUGAACCAUUAACUUACAUUUUGUGGCCACUAAAAGUAAUUUACAAAUACCAUCACAAAGCAAAGAUUUAAAGUGUGAUGCUCGGGUCCAGGGGUUCAAAGUUGGAACUGUAUUGUUUUUGGAGACUUUGUAUGAAGAUUUUUACAUUGUGUCUAUGGAUCCCAAAAAUCACUUGGCCAACUUUGGUCCUGUACAUGUUGGUACGACUCUGAUAUUUGGCCGACGGGCACUGUAGACACCUUUAUAUAGGUUUCAAAAACAAAAUCGUGCUACCUUGAAGACCUGAACUGGCCACUUUAAUUAAGGAAAUCCUAAAAAAAAAUUCAUGCUCUAAAUUAACUAUUUCAAUAUUGUAUUGAUAUUCAGUGCAGAUGAAUCUACUCCCAGAAGUUGUAGACUUCUUGAUGUUGUCUAACAUCUCAACGUAUUGGACGGCCUGGAGCAUCAGACAUGACUACACUUGUACAAGACGACACCAUACAACUACCUCUCACAGCACUACACUUCUUACUGCACUGUACAAUUGAAUAAAGUCAAUGUUUUAA
Molecule: messenger RNA, 2015 nt
Organism: Homarus americanus (American lobster)
Lineage: Eukaryota; Metazoa; Arthropoda; Malacostraca; Decapoda; Nephropidae
Product: carboxypeptidase B-like
Exons: 7
Coding region: 127-1434 (435 amino acids)
Biological process (GO): proteolysis
Molecular function (GO): zinc ion binding; metallocarboxypeptidase activity
Source: RefSeq, a predicted model, not a curated record